Molecule: messenger RNA, 2260 nt
Organism: Rosa chinensis
Lineage: Eukaryota; Viridiplantae; Streptophyta; Magnoliopsida; Rosales; Rosaceae
Product: putative disease resistance protein RGA4
Exons: 5
Coding region: 44-1915 (623 amino acids)
Molecular function (GO): protein binding
Source: RefSeq, a predicted model, not a curated record
CAUACAUUUAUCUAGCUCUUGUGUUUGUGUUCAUUUUCCAAAAAUGGCCGAGCUGGCACUCGUCAACCUGCUUCUGAAAGAAUUGUUUACAGUUGCUUUUGACCAGACAAAAGAAGCUGUGACAUUGGUUUUGACUGCUAAGGCAGAGGUCGAAAAAUUCAGCAGCAAUCUCAAAGCAAUUCAAGCUGUGCUCCAGGAUGCUGAGAAGCAGCAAGUGGAGAAGGCCAGCGUGAGAAACUGGUUGGAUCAGCUGAAUGAUGUCUCUUACGAGAUGGUUGACGUGCUAGAUGAGUGGAACACUGAAAUUCUGAAACAAAAGGCAAAGGGAGUUGCUACUGAGAAAAAGAAAACCUUCAAGAAGGAUGUUGUGGAAGAAAUUCAUUCCUGGGACAAGAGCAUUACUACAUUCUGCAAAAUGCAUGAUAUUGUGCAUGACUUUGUGCAGUUCCUCAAUAAAAAUGAAUACUUUACAAUUGAGGCUAAAAAAGCAAAUGCAGGAAUGAUGAUAAUAAGUGAGGAGGUCCGUCAUUUGAGCUUAAGGUAUGUACGUCGUUCUCCACUUUUGGAUUUUCUUUCACCAGUGAAUUGCAAAAAGUUACGUACUCUAGCAACUUUUGAUUCAAGAAUGAGUAGGAUAGAUAUGAAAGCAAUUUCACAGCUAAGAUGUUUGAGGACCUUAAAUUUGAGCUACAGCUAUAUUCAAGAGCUUCCAGAAGAGAUUGGUGAAUUGAUACACUUAAGGUAUCUCGACUUGACUAACAAUGUGAAGUUGACGAAACUACCAGACAGUUUGGGCAAUUUAUACAAUUUGCAAACCUUGUGUCUUAGUCGAUGCUGGUGGAUUAAAGCACUGCCUGAAAAUAUGGGGAACUUGAUUAAUCUAAGACAUCUUCAUACCAAGCAUUGUGAAUUGCUGGAGUAUUUGCCGAGAGGUGUCGCGAGAUUAAUAAGUCUGCAAACACUAGACGUGUGUCCUGUUAAUGAUGAAGGUUUGAAAUUAGGAGAUCUGGGAAGCUUGGACCAGCUUCAGGGUACUCUCCUCAUUAACAUCAAGGGGAAUUUGAAGGAUACGAGUGAGGCGCAGAAGGCUUGCUUGUGGAAUAAAAAGCUUUAUUAUUUGGAGCUAUCGUUUUCUAGAUUGGAGGAGCAGAGCCAUGUACAAGUCCAAGUCCUGGAGGCGUUACGGCCGCAUCAAGAUCUGGAAACUUUAAAUAUUAUUUCUUAUGGUGGCACCACCGCGCCCAGUUGGAUGAUAUCCUUACAGAAUUUGAGAUCCCUUUCUCUUCAUACUUGGGAUGGAUGUGAAUUUUUGCCUCCUCUUGGCAAAAUGCCUUUCCUUGAACAACUAUCAGUAACCCGAUUGGAGAAAGUGAAGACGGUUGGAGAUGAAUUUUUGGGCACUCAAACAUCCUCAUCCUUUGUUUUAUUCCCAAAAUUGAAAGAACUCACCUUCGACAGGAUGGAAGAGUGGGAACAGUGGGAAGGAGUUGGAGGGUGGACAGAAAGCGGUGGUGCUGAUGAAAGUACAAUUAUGCCAUGCCUUGUCUCGUUCACAAUUAAGGACUGCCCUAAGCUGAAGAACCUGCCACUCUUCCUACAAGACACACAGGUCAGGAAAAUUUCCAUCAGUAAAUGUCGUCGGAGUAUUAUAACACCUGUCUGGCCCGACAACUGUGACGUCGACAUUUCUGAAGAGCUCGAGGAUCCAGAAAUACCAAAUACUACUGAGAGCAGGGUUGAAACAGAAAUACAGAUAGAUGAGGAGAUACAGAGUGAUGAGGAGACCACCAUGUCACCUGAAACUGCAAAGCUUGAAGACUGCUGUAAUUAUGUUCUGCGAGGGGGUUGGAUUGUUCUUCCACAGAAAGCAGCUGCAGGUCUUUGGAGAUUUGUCAAGAGUUACAGAUUAAGAUGAUGCCUCAACUAUCUCAAGUCUAACAUGAAAUAUGGAGAGAGUUUUCAUAUAUGGAGAUGUGGCAAGAGUUACAGAUUCGGAGGCAACCUCUUUGCUAGCAUUAGAAUGUGGAAGCAGAAGGUAAUCACAUGACCAGAGUGCAGGAUAGGCAGUCAUUUAUAGCUCCUGAAUUCCUCGGAAGGACUGAAAAUGAUGCCAUAACUAUAGAACACUAAGCUGAAGAAGAAGCACAGUUUGGGCAGACUUCCUCAUCAUUCAGUCAUCAUAUCAUCUCUUCUUCGUCAAUCGUCAAUCUUCAAUCUGGCUCAAGCGAUGGCUUUACAUUUCUUGUUCUAUUUGUUCAAG